CUCCGGCCGAGACGAUGGAUUUCUCACUACCCCUCCUCCUCCUAGCCGGCAUCCUCAUCCCCGUCGUCUCGUACCUGCUGGUGACGAAGCGCAUCACCGAGGAAGGGCGGCUGAAGCUGCCGCCGGGCCCGAAGCGGGUGCCGGUGCUCGGCAACCUCCACCAACUGGGCCCUCUACCGCAUCGCAACCUGCGCGACCUGGCCGGGCGGCACGGCCCCGUCAUGCUACUCCGCCUCGGCGCGAUGACGACGGUGGUGGUCUCGUCCGCGGCUGCGGCGCGCGACGUCAUGAAGGCCCACGACGCCGACUGUUGCAGCCGCCCCGCGUCUCCGGGACCCGCGCGGCUCUCCUACGGGUGCAAGAGCAUCUCCUUCUCGCCAUACGGCGCCUACUGGCGCGACAUGCGCGGACUCUUCGCCGCGGAGCUCCUCGGCGCGCGCGGCGUCGGAGCCGCCUGGGCCGCACGGCGGGAGCAGGUGGACAGGAAGAAAGCGCAGGAGGAGAUCAGGGCCGUGGUCGCCGGCAACGAGCAGCGGGUGCAGCCGGACGACCUACCGAAGCUGACCUACCUGAAGAUGGUCGUCAAAGAGACCUUGCGGCUGCACCCGCCGAUUACGCUGCUUCUGCCGCGGGAGACGCUGCGGAGGGUGGAGAUCGGCGGCUACGACGUGCCGGCGGGGUCGCGGGUGCUCGUGAUCGCGUGGGCCAUCGGGAGGGACCCCGUGAGCUGGGGGCAGGACGCGGAGGAGUUCGAGCCGGAGAGGUUCGAGGCCGGCGGGAGGCACGGCAAGGUGGACUUCCGUGGCGCUCACUUGGAACUGAUGCCGUUCGGCGCCGGCCGGCGAAUCUGCCCCGCACUGGUCAUGGGGGUGGCGAACGUGGAGUUCACGUUGGCCAACAUGUUGUACGGCUUUGAGUGGGAGCUGUCGGAGGGGACGUUGGCCGAGAAGGUGAGCAUGGAGGAGGCCGGUAGGCUGACCUUCCACCGCAAGACACCGCUGGUGCUCGUGCCUACCCCAUACGUAGUGUGACAAGCUCUGCUGCUCUGGUAGUGGUAUAUCGAGUUAUACAUCGAAUAUAUCUUGACUGAAGUUAGUUGAACAAAUGAAUAAAAUUGAUACAUGCGCGUGCCUUGGGCUGGUAACAUGAAUCACUCU
Triticum dicoccoides is the source of this 1157-nucleotide messenger RNA. RefSeq names its product 4-hydroxyphenylacetaldehyde oxime monooxygenase-like. The coding region runs from base 15 to 1031 and encodes 338 amino acids. NCBI's taxonomy places the organism in Eukaryota, Viridiplantae, Streptophyta, Magnoliopsida, Poales, Poaceae. Gene Ontology annotation, molecular function: oxidoreductase activity, acting on paired donors, with incorporation or reduction of molecular oxygen; iron ion binding; heme binding. The transcript is spliced from 2 exons. The record is from RefSeq and is a predicted model, not a curated record.